Molecule: messenger RNA, 534 nt
Organism: Prunus armeniaca (apricot)
Lineage: Eukaryota; Viridiplantae; Streptophyta; Magnoliopsida; Rosales; Rosaceae
Source: the annotation of a GenBank genome assembly
AUGGAAGCCAGGAAGCUCCUCAACGACAAGAAGUUCUGGUUCGCAUCUGUACUCAUUGCUUGGGCUGCUGCUCUCCAGGGGCACAUGAUGUGGGUGAAAAGACAAGACUCGUUCAAGCAAAAGUUUGGGAAUCUCAGCGAAGCCAACACCAAUGAUGCCGAUCAACUGAUCGGAAAUUCUCCUGCCCCUGGGGCCACUCUGUUUUGGGGUUGGAACUGUCGGCAUGGGGCAGGGCAAGGUGUGAUGAUGAAGGAGCAGGUAUUGGGGCAGGGUUCAAGAGUAAGGAAAUUGCAAUGUGGACAGCUAUUGAAAUGUCUGCAUGGAACUUGGAAGAAACACAGUGAGGCACACUUGCCAAAUUCAAGUUCUCAAACCCCAACUGGUUCUGUUCUACUAAUGAGGAUGGGCCAAUGGGCAAGUCAACUUGAGCUUUUGACCAGGGAAGCAAAAACCAGUUCAAGAAACUGCGAUAUGGUUGCGCCAAUUGCUCAGCUACCCAAAAAGGCACUUUUCACACUACCUGGGUCUCUUUGA